Messenger RNA from Odontomachus brunneus, 7952 nucleotides. RefSeq names its product protein GDAP2 homolog (gene Gdap2). Lineage: Eukaryota; Metazoa; Arthropoda; Insecta; Hymenoptera; Formicidae. The transcript is spliced from 13 exons. The record is from RefSeq and is a predicted model, not a curated record. The coding region runs from base 465 to 2126 and encodes 553 amino acids.
ACGAAUGCGACGAUACGGACGGCCGUCGUGGCGGGUUUGCACUCGGCGCCGCGCUCACCGGAGCAGCUCGUUGGAGCAGAGCUGACGACGUAUCUCGUUGGAGCGAAACGGGUGGCAGACGAGCGGCGGAAGACGCCCGUGCCCGCCGUUCCUUCCUUCGGCACGUCGCUUCUCGCGCGUUCUCUCCUAGCGGGAGUCUCCGCGAGUACCUCCACGGAACACGACGCGUCCAGAAGGCGCACCGCCGGCCAACCGCGACAACAGGGGCUGUGACCUGCUUCCGCGCUGUAUCCUCGCAGCGGUCCGACGGCAGGCGGACGACCCGAAGGUGAGCGCGAACCCGCAGGUCCACGUCGUCGUCGGGUCGACCGGACGCCGAGGGGAGAGGAGAUCCCUGGCGACCCGAGGGAGAGAUUUUUCUUCGUUGCGGUUGACUCCAGCGACGCGACGAUUUUGGCGGCUGAAUGAGGCUGAUGGAACCCUUGGGUGUCGCUCAGGACAUCGUGGAGCCGGCUGUGCUGAAACGAUGGGCCGAUUAUCCCGUUCAACACCGGUACACGGACUACUCCGAGUCGAUGAGAGAGACGGCGCAUCACGCUAUAAGCCCUUUCCCUUGUCAGCCGUCGCUUAACAACAAGCUCGCGCUAUGGACUGGAGAUAUUUCGAUUUUACAAGUAGACGCGAUAGUGAACUCCACCAACGAGACAAUGGAUGAUAAUAGUCCCAUGUGCCAAAAAAUGUUUAGCCGAGCUGGUACUGCGCUCAAAAUAGAAAUAUAUAACGAUGUAAAAGAAUGCAGAACUGGCGAAGUAAGAGUAACACAGGGUCACGGAUUACCUGCUCGUUUUAUUAUUCAUACUGUUGGACCAGUUUAUAAUGUGAAGUAUCAAACAGCUGCGCAAAACACACUACAUUGUUGCUACAGAAACGUCCUGCAAAAGGUGAAAGAAAUGGGUUUGCGCACCAUCGCCCUGCCGGUAAUAAACUCGGUGCGAAGAAAUUAUCCUCCGGACGCAGGAGCUCACAUAGCUCUCAGGACCGUCCGUAGAUUCAUGGAGCAAUACAGUGACUCGUUAACGUGUAUUAUAUUUGUAUUGGAGCCGUGCGAUCUCGGGAUAUACGAGGUGCUUCUGCCGCUUUAUUUCCCGCGAAACCUGGCGGAGCAGGAUAACGCUUGUUGGCAGUUACCGAGCGACAUCGGCGGCCCUGACGGGGAACCUUUACUUCCGGAUAGGCAAAUUAGAAUUAUUGACAAUCCUCAGCACGCUUUGCACGGCGACGAAACGGUAGAACUCUCGGCGCAACUAGAGACCUCAGUGAAUAUCGGCGAGCACGCUUUCGCGCAGAUGCAAGGUGACUUGGACCGUCAGAGACUUCUGGGCGAAAGACCCCCUGCCGAUCCGUUGGCGGACAUAAUGUUCAAGCAAAUGCAGCAAAAAGAAAGUGUAACAGGGCCUGUUACCUUAUACCUCGCGCUUCAUACCGGCGAGAUUCAUAUGCCGAACGGAAAAAUGGGAAACCAAAGACUCGCGCAGGAAGAGACACGCGUUGACAGACCCAAGGCCGCGAGGUACGAGAGGCUCCUCAGGCGGGCGAAGACGGAGGACCUGACCGAGAUCUCGGGGAUCGGCUGCCUGUAUCAGAGUGGCGUGGACCGACAGGGUCGGCCGGUGAUCGUUUUCGUCGGCAAAUGGUUCCCAGCCAGCAAAAUCAAUUUGGACAAGGCCUUGCUAUACCUCAUACAAUUGUUGGAUCCAAUCGUGAAGGGUGACUACGUGAUCGCGUAUUUCCACACCCUCACGGCCAGCAGCAAUUACCCCAGUUUACAUUGGCUACGCGAAGUCUAUAAUGUGCUUCCCUAUAAAUACAAGAAGAACCUCAAGCAUUUCUACAUUAUCCAUCCUACCUUUUGGACCAAGAUGAUGACGUGGUGGUUUACGACCUUCAUGGCGCCAGCCAUCAAGCAAAAGGUUCACAAUUUGCCCGGAGUGGAGUAUCUCUACGAAGUAAUGUCGCCUGACCAACUCGAGAUUCCGGCGUACAUCACAGAAUAUGAUAUGACGAUAAACGGUCUGAGGUAUUACCAGCCGGAGCAAGUGUCAUCAGCGCCGUCGACGUCCACGUAACUCGCAGGUGAAAAGCGCGAUGAAGGCAGCGAAGCGUCAAGAACAAGGCCAGAUCGGGUGUUCCGCACGUUCGUGUUGUUGACUGUUCGUAUUUUUACGGUGGCACCGGUGCGCCACUUGAGUGUGCGAGCGAGCGUUUGCACGAGAUUCGUGUCCCGCCGCUUGUCAACGGCGGCGAUAAGGCGAGGAAUGCGACGCUGCAUAGAUACAUUAAGCCGUAUCUUGGAGAAGGCAGUACGGCCCCGCGUUACUCCCCCGAAGUCGAUUUGUCCAAGUGCCUCCGAGUGACGGACAGUUUAAGCAGGUUGAGGGAAGAGAUGCGAAGGGAUGAUCGGCCGUAUGUAUAGAAGAACAUGAACGCUACUAAUCAAGAAACCACUGCCCGCCUGCUUUCGACGUAGACCGGUUCUUCUCGAACUCGCGCGCAGACUCUCGCGUCCCCGAGGAAGCACGAGGAGAAGAUACGAACAAGAGAAAUAUAGCGGUGUUGCACACAAUCCGUGAUAAGAUGAGUUGGUAAUCGAGAGAAAGAGAGAGAGAGAGAGAGGAGAGGCCGAGGACCGACCGAUAUGCGUACUGCUCGAGGUGCUAAGCAGCGUGUACUCAUCUCAUCCCAUAAUAGAGCUAACAAACUACUAUUCGCUUAGAGCGAACAUUGGCUGCCAAAACAUCAGUAAUCAGUAUUUCCACCGCCGCCGCCACCGCCGCCGCCGCCGCCGCUGCCAUCGCCAUCGCCGUCGGCGUCGACGUCGUCGCCGCUUGCAAACACGAAAAAUCCAAGGCUAAAAUAUUAAUCUCGCCCCUGUACAUAUUACGCUAUUCGUGGCAGAUUAUUAGCUUAGUACUGCCUGUGAAAGCGGUAGAAAGGAUUAAAAAGGAUGGGGAAAAAAGAAGGAGAAAAAGGAGGGAAGUAUCUGACGACGCGUUGUUAGAAUAAACGUCGGCUUAAUACAGGACCGUCGAUCGCUUUCUGUUAUUUUCGUAUCGAUCGUUAUACAGCGAAGAGCGUCUACUACUUCAUUAUUGUAUAUUGUCAAUAUUUUAUUAAGCCACAUCGUUGACGAAGUUAUCGUGCCGCGUCUCGCCCGCGCUCGCGCACGCGGUAUUUUCGAGUAGGGAUUAAUUAACGACAGAUCGUCUCGGAAGCCACGAGAACGGAGAGCGGCUGGAUCUUACUGUGAUGUCCAUGUCUUCGGCGCUCGGCGAGUUCGAAUCAUAGAAAUAACGUUAAACCGCGCUCACACACGACCUGGUCGUCGUCCUCGUCGGCUUCGACGCGGAGAAACGCACGAGACGAUGUUUCGCGAUGUUAGACGUUCGACGCCGAGCGCCGAGGUCGCGUACGUACGGGACAGUCCUAGAUUAGAAGAAGCAAUAAACUUAAGAGCUUGCUCGCGAUGUAUUUCGGGAGGUAAAAAAAAAAGUCGUUAUCGCCCCCCCCCCUUUCCCAACCCUUCAUUCCUUCAUACGUCCCCUCCGCCCUCCUAUCCCCUCGCCCCGUUGUUAAGCGUUUUUAGCGAGUAAAGAGAUGAAUUAAAGGAAGUUGAAACCUGUUAAAUCGCGUCGAUUAGCCCAUUUCUCACGCCCGCCGAAUCGCGAACGUUCUCCCCUCUCCCUUUCCCCCUACCCUCCCGGCUAUGUCUGCACACAGAAAAAUACAAACUGCAUUCGGGUGAAUGUUUUUCAAGUGUUUCACAAGUUUGUAUAUCCGCGAGUCUAUAAGAAGUUCAUCGUGAGCGUCAAUUUUAAUCAAAAUAUACUCCGAAUCUUGAUCAAUUCAGUGAAGCAUUUCAAUGAAGAAUAUUAAAGCGAAGAAUGCAAGGACCAAUGAGAAAGCCAAUGCACGAAUAUUACAGUACAGUAAAUUCAACCGAUGCAGAUUAUCCACGGAAGUCAGGAUAUUAUUUGAUACAACUCAACAAUUUUCUUGCAAUGUGUGAUUUUGUACGACUUGCUGACGCUAUAUCUAUUUGAAUUUGAUAAACUUGACUUGUUAUCUGUCAUUGAGAAAGCCCCGAAUUGGGCCGAAAUUUGAGGUGGAUUAAAUGAUAUCCUGACUUUUGUAGAUAAUUUGCAUUGAUUGAAUUUAUUUCGCCAUUAUAGAAUCCGCAUUGACUGUAUUAACCUUGCAUUGAUUCUUAUUAGUCCUUGAUUUUAAUCGUGAGGAAAACUUCUUAGAGAUCAUUAAAUUAAGACGAACAUUAAAUUUAUUAAGAACAUUAAAUGUAAUUAAGAGAACAUUAAAUUAAAACGAUAAUUCGGUUUGCUUACUGCAAAGAGGGUGAAAGCAACUUCUUCUCUGAUAGUUUUAUUACAUUUUUACAAGGAGAACUAAUUCUUUUUUCAUAUACAUGAUGAUAAGCUUCUUUAAAAUUUAUGAUUUUAAAUAUUGAAAUUCGUUUUAAUUAGUGGUUAUUAUUUUAAAACUCAAGAGAAUAUUCUUUGUUAUUAUUUUAAAACUAUUAUCAAGAGAAUAUUCUUUGUUGGAGAUAACCGUCACGUGUGUGAAAGAGGAAAAGUGAACUGAGCAAUUAUUUUUCUCGGCGAUAGAAUAACAUUUUUCUGUGCGUAGCAGCGUCCUCCCCCGCCAGCCGCGCCUCUUCGCACCGCAAUACUAUUUGAUCUUUGGGUUAUUGAUUUUCGGCACGAUCGGGAGGAUCACUUCGUGCUUUUGAUCGACCGCGGACGAACUGAGAAGGCAAUGGGUUAAUUGACCAUGCUACCUCCGCCGAACGAUACGAUCAUCCGUGUUAUCGCGCGAAUGCAUAAGUGUUUAUACGCAUUGAGAGAUUUAGAGAGUUAUCGAAUUUAAUGAACAAAAAAAAUAGAGAAAAAAGAGAGAGAUAUAUAUACAUAUAUAUAUAUAUAUAUAUACAUACAUAAAUAUAUAAAAGAAAAAGUGCUACUCGCGCAACUGCCGUCGUUAUUCGCAGCGAUGGAGUAGUAUUUUUUCAUGUUACCUGUAUCUACGUGCGUUAUGGUUUGCAUAGACUUUUAAUACUGUUCGCACUGCGAAUAGUCGGAAAAUCCGGAAGAUCUCGCACUAUUCGGAGGGGCCAAUAGUAUCACGCGAAUGGCAUAAAACGAGAUAUUUUUCACCUUUGCGUUUAACGACCUCACUGUCCGUCCCUGACAAUCGUGUUUAAUAAGUAGCGAAGUGAACUUCAAGAACUGUCGCUCGAGGAUAUCGUUCAGAGAGAUCAUUGUUAUCGAUAUCUUACAUAAGCCAUUGUUAUUUUCAGAUUCCGCCGACGAUUCCUAUGCUAUGCGACCGCGAACGAAUGCCAAAAACCGCGAAACUGCGCGCGAUGAUUCAUUUCCUCGGAUACGGAUGAUGAUCUUUUCGUUUCGAUCUUCGAACAUGUCGUACUCCUCACCGUUCAACCUUUCGAGACACGCUCGUACACGACGUGAAUGAAAUUUAAGUGACGAAAACGACGAACAUCGAUUAAGAGGCGGUUCUAGUUUAGAUAAUCGAAAAAGUAACUUUCUACGAAUUUUUUUCAAAAAAAAUUAAUAAAGACAUCAAUGUAGAGUUUUAAUUAUUUAUCAUUUUUUUUUUAGAAGAAGAUUUUUACUUAGAAAGAGUUGAAAUUUCGUCGUCCAGAUUUUUCUGCUGAGCGCGUUGUCGUCGAACACAUCUAACUGGUAAAUAUGCUUGUGUUAUAAUUUGAAACAAGAUAGGACAGGGAAACUUAAAAACUGUGUUAAAUUUGCCGAAAGAUGAACUUUUAUUGUAUGCAGAAAUAUGAAUUUUAACAAAAUAACGUCACUUCAAAAUUACAUCAUUUUGUAUUCUUUUCUUUUUUUAUUUAAUGUCCUGGAAAAAAUUUGGAAACUUUUCAAAGAAUUAGAGAUUCAUCCUCCGGCAAAUUUAAUACAAUUUUUAAGUUUCCUUGUUUCAUUAAUUUCAGAUUAUUACACAACUUGUAAUGUUGUCCACCAAUUAAAGGCGCUGCGCCCAGCACAAAAACUUGGGCGGAAUUUCAAUUUUUUAAAAUAAUUUUUUUUUAUAUUUACAAUGUUAAACAAUAUGACCAAAACUUUACAUUGAUAUCUUUAUUCCUUUCGUUGAAAAAAAUUUGUAAAAUCCUCUUAUUUUUUUCGGCUUUUUAAACUAGGAUCUUUUCCUGAGAUUUUGAUAAUUUGUUUACGUUGAACUGUUGACAGUUGAGUCUGUGUCGGCGUGUAGUCACUCGAGAAGAUAUUGGUAGAUUCUUAUAUAUAUUAUAAUACAAAUCAUCUCUCUCUUAAGGUCCUAAUCUAGUCCAAUCAUGUAUUGAUCUGCUGAGCAAGCUUGCUUUUUUUAGCCGAACACGCUUUUAUAGACCAACACACAUAAAAUUCAUCUUUAUUUCAUUGCAUCUUUCAUUUUCUUUCAUUUUUUCUUUAUAAAUUCGAGUCUUCCUGAAUUACGUCAAACAGAAGACUAAUUCUAAGAUUUCAUUUCGAUGCCUCAUUGUGAUCAUUUGACAAAAUGUGAAAUAAAUAAAAUAAAUGUAUAAUAUAAAUUAGAAAAUCUAAUAGUCCUAUUUGUGCUUAGUUAUCACACUCAUGUUCAUACAAAUUAUUGCAUAUUCAAAUUAAUCAAACUUUUCAACAUCCAGCUCUUUUUUGUCGGGAAGUAUACUAAUUAAAAAUAAAAAAAGAGAAAGUUAUUCCUAAUGGAUCACUCUGUCAACUCUGACAAUUUCCAUGGAAACCGCGAAUCAGCUAGACUAGGACCUUAAUAACCGGGAGAUUCAGCUCGGUAGUAUCGAUACUUUAAGACACACGGAAUGGCAGCGCAAUCUCGUCUUACAAGUAGCACCGCGAGUCGAGACGUUCUUUUCCACAUGUCCUACUUUAAAAGAAGUAGAGAAGCUAAAAAAAUCUAUUACUACUCCUUUAAAGGAAGAAGAAGAACAACAAUCCGUAAGAAGACUAUUACAACGUAAGAGAAUACAAGCCCGUGUUUUCUUGCCCGACUUUUUUUCCGUCGCGAUAGAAUAGCAAGUCGUUAUCGGCGAAUAUACUUUCUUACUUCCUGAGCUGUUCCGUACUUGUCAAGGUAGCGCUAAGAAUAGCAAUUACAUUUCCCUCCCCUCCGCACACAUUAAUUACUAUAUCUAUCGAGGAUUUUUAUUACGGGCCGCGCUGAUAUCGUUACGAUUUAUCUUAUCACAUCGACGAGUCUAUCGCUUUCUUACGUAAGGAAAAACAAUGUUUGUUUUAUACAUUCGAUUCUACCGAGGGAUCGUACGACUGUCAUGAAUAAGGCACCGCUUGCUACCGCAGCACCUCGCGUACAACUACUACCGUUCGUCGCUAUUACGACUUAAUACACAAGAAACUGAGGAAGGUGCGUAUGUGACUGCGAUCGGUGAGGAGCGAAUGUCGCGGCGCGAUCGAGCAGUCGGUAUUUCGCGAUCGCGCGUGCGCGUGUAAUUCAGUGAAAAGUGAGAAAAUUGCGCCAAGUAUCGACAUUCGGAUUUACUCCAAACUCGCGGAGUCGUCGUAACCAAAAACGUGUACUUUGCGACUGUCAAGUCAUGAUGAGCCUGGAUGUAUCUUUUGCGUGGCGAUUCGCGACGCACGUUGAGUUGCACAAGUAUCCCGUGAGCUGCGCAACCUCGUGAUUUUGUUAAACAAUACAGGGCCCGAUAGAUUUGUACUUAAGCGUAGACAACCGACGACGAGCUCCGCGCGUUGGCGCGAAACAUCAUUUAUCGUUUCCCUCUCGAUGUCGACGCACGACCUUUUAACAUGUGCACUUCUUUCCCCCCGACCCCGUUGUAUUCUUUGUUUUUUUAUAGAAUAAUAAACAUAUUAUUUCGAUAAAACCUA